AUGUGUCGUUGGUUCGCAUAUCUGUCUCCGGACGAGGAAUGUCUUCUGGAAGACGUCCUCAUUACACCGGAACAUGGUCUCGCAAAGCAAGUGCAUGACCACUACCUGCCCAAACUCUUCUCCCACGUCCCCGGCGAAGAGACCAGCAGUCAAGAAAUCACCCUCCGCAACCGGCUGUUCAACGUCGACGGCUUCGGCAUGACAUGGUACACGCCGACGCGCGGGGCCUUUGUCAAGCCCAUCACCGGCACCAGGCCCGUCGUCUACAAACACAGCCAGCCGCCCAACAACGACGCCAACUUCCACAGCAUCUGCGCCAACACGGCGACGACCGCCAUUUUCGCCCACAUCCGCGCCGCCACCGGCACCUCCGUCGCCACCAUCAACAACCACCCGUUCGUGUUUGGCCGCCACACCAUCAUGCACAACGGCUUGAUCGCCCACUUCGCCGACGUCCGCCGGCCCAUGCUCGAUCUGAUCGAGAAGUCGGCCUACGAGAACAUCCAGGGCACCACCGACUCCGAGCACCUCGCCGCCCUGUACAUGACCUAUCUCACCAAAAGUGUGGGCGGAGGGUCUGACAGUUGGGAGCGACAGUACUCGCCCGAAGAAAUGUGCCAUGCCCUGGUCGCCGCCUUCCGCGCCGUCAUCGACUUGCAGCAGAAGGUCCUGGGCCCGGAGAACGUGCAGGCCUGUUCGCUCAAUGUCUGCUGCACCGAUGGCGACCAGAUGGUCGCCGUGCGCUUGCGGAACCAUGCCAUCGAGCAACCGCCCUCACUGUACUGGUCCGCAACAGCCGGCGUCACCCUCAACCAAAAGUAUCCCGACUUGCCCUCGGGCGCCGCAAACCCCAACGCCACCAAGGACGCCUCCGAGCACGGCAAGCAUGUCAUCAUCGCCAGUGAACCAACCACGUACAAAGUCCAAGAAUGGUCGUUGAUCGAGAAGAAUCACGCCGUCCUCGUCGACUCCAAGGGCGACCACUCGGUGGUCAAGAUCGACUUGCCCGAUUCCUGUCUGGCCCAGGCAGCUACCGGGAAGCAUUUCUGA
This is a messenger RNA of Capronia coronata CBS 617.96, 1050 nucleotides long. RefSeq lists its product as uncharacterized. The record is from RefSeq and is a predicted model, not a curated record. Bases 1 to 1050 code for a protein of 349 amino acids. The transcript has 2 exons. Lineage: Eukaryota; Fungi; Ascomycota; Eurotiomycetes; Chaetothyriales; Herpotrichiellaceae.